Sabethes cyaneus is the source of this 2973-nucleotide messenger RNA. RefSeq names its product zinc finger protein 271-like. Bases 1 to 2973 code for a protein of 990 amino acids. The transcript has 8 exons. The record is from RefSeq and is a predicted model, not a curated record. Gene Ontology annotation, molecular function: DNA-binding transcription factor activity; RNA polymerase II cis-regulatory region sequence-specific DNA binding. Gene Ontology annotation, biological process: regulation of transcription by RNA polymerase II. Lineage: Eukaryota; Metazoa; Arthropoda; Insecta; Diptera; Culicidae.
AUGGAUAACGGCGGUCAUUUGCAGCAUCAGCUGCAGCAACAGCAAAUUCAACUGUCGAAUCAGGUUGCUCUGAUGCCGAUUCAACUGCCAGCUCAACAACCUUUGCCAGCACUACUGCAGCAGCAGCAGCAGCAGCAAUCAAAGUGCACCGUGGAACAGAAGCCCCCCGACGGAAGUGGCCGGUAUCAUGUACAGCAGCAAUCGACGACGACGACGUCCACGCCGAUGACGAUGACCACGAGCGAUUAUGUAAAACAGCCGGUUGCACCUCAAGUGCCGGCGAUGCCCCUGGAACCGAUGACCAAAGCAACGCCCCAACCGCAAUCAUGCAAGUGCGAAUUCUGCGAAUAUCUGCAGGCUAAUCGAAUUAGCUUGAGUGGUUCCGGAGGGUCGGAAACUUCGGCGGAGUCCACCGGUGAUCACGUUUUUCAGUGCGAGUUCUGCGGCGAAGGAUUCGACAACCAAACUAGCUUCAACCGGCAUCGCUGCGGAAGCACCGACAUUCAGGUGUACCGCUGUGAAUCGUGCCGGAAAGAAUACGGAACAUCUCGGACGGAGUCCAGUAUUAGCAGACUAGAGGGUAGAGGGAAAUGUGAUAUAUGCAAUAGAAACUACGUGCAAUCAACGGCGGGAGAAGUGGGCGGAGCGUCUGCGACGCUCUAUGGGCAGGUUGGACGUCCUGCCCUAGCGGAAGCCACCAGCUACGGUGCGAAGGCUUCCGCUUCCGAUAGUCCACUGGAACAUGACCUCAGCAGUAUUGAACCGUUCGGUUCGGAUAGUGAAUGUAUUAGCGAAUUGUUAACGGACGGAGUUUCUUCUUCGGCCACAACGACGACGACGACGACGACGAUGACAACUACGAUGGAACCGCAGCAGACGAGUCUCCCCCCGCUGGCGAAAACCUAUUCCGUGCUGGGAAACUUAGAUCUACAGCAGCCAAUCGCCACCACAGGAGGACCGGUCGGAGCAGCAGUGGGAGGAGGAGGCUCCUACAUACAAAAUGCCAAAAUUAGUAGCGAAUCUAGUGUUACCAGCUUGCAUCAGUACGACAAAUACGAGGAUGAAGACUACUCAUCGAUGUCAGAAGAUGAAGCUAUUGUUCCAAUAGAACCCUAUGCCAAAUCGCCAAACCAGGAGCAAGCCAAAACCGAGUUGCCAAUCCAGGAAACGAUCAUCGACACCAGCAGCAAUGUCGGACUGCCGUUCUGCACCGGCGCCGCCGGGCUGGUGUCGGUGCGGACCGCCUCCGAGGAAGAGGGCAAAUGUGACUCAUCGAGCAAGGGUCCGGACGUGGGCCAGCCGGAACGGCCCUUCAAGUGUCACAUCUGCGAGCGGUCCUAUCGAAACCACAAGAACCUGAAGGCCCACAUCAAGGGGGCCCACGAAGGGGUACGGGCGAAUCAGUGCGAAAUUUGCGGGAAGAACUUCUCCGGCAGCAGCUAUCUGGUGAUUCACCGCCGGCGGCACACCGGCGAACGGCCAUUCAAGUGCAACACCUGCGGGAAGGCCUUCGUCGACAGUCGAGCCCUGUCGGUGCAUACCCGGCUGCACACGCCGGGCAGUCGGCUUAAGUGUAUGAAGUGUGAAAAAACUUUCUCCAGCGCAUCGGCACUGACCGUUCAUAACCGAUUGCACACCGGAAUCCAUCCGUACAAGUGUGAAAUAUGUGAAAAAACUUUUCCCCAGUACAACAAUUUGAAGCAUCACAUGAAAAAACAUGAGGCAGCCACGGAACAGCGGCAGGCGUCCCCGCUGGAAGCGAGCUCCGGCCUGUGUUCCAGUAGUAGCAAUAGCAGUACUAGCAGCAGUAAUAGUAAUAGCAGCAGCAGUAGUAGUAGUAGUUGCGGCAGUAGUACUAUUAGCAGCAGCAGCAGUGGAAUUAGCAGUUCGGGCUCCGCGCUGGAGUACAAGUGCAAUGUUUGCAGUAAACUUUUCGGAACCUCGGAAGAACUGCAAACGCAUUUGAACCAACACUGCAAGGACCGACCGAACCAGUGCGAGUUUUGCUCGAAGGUGUUUCCUCGUUCGUCUCAUUUGAUCAUCCACCGACGGCGACACACAGGAGAACGACCAUUCAAAUGCAAAUACUGCGAAAAAGCUUUUGUGGAUUCCCGGGCGCUGUCCGUGCACACCAGGCUGCACACGGGUGAGAGGGUCACCUGUGACAUCUGUCUGAAAACCUUUGCCAGUAGCUCCGGACUAAUUGUACACCGUCGCAUUCACCUCGGAAUCCACCCGUACAAGUGCGACUACUGUCCGAAAUCAUUCGCUCAGUCAACCGCUCUCAAGUAUCAUCUGAAAAAGCAUGACACCGCCAAUCUGGCUACGACCAGCGAUGCCGAUAGCCCGGAUGCCACCGGCUCCGUUGCUCAACAGAACGAAUCCAGCCUGGAGCAGCUGUCGGACCAAUCGAAUCCAGCCAGCAGCAGUACGCUCGGUUCACCUCAGCCUCCGCAACAGCACCUGCUGCAACAGCAACAGCAACAGCAGCAACACCAGCAGCCGAAAGCCGGCCACGUCAAGUGUCAGAUCUGCAACAAAUUCUUCCGUUCGGCCGAGUAUCUGGCCCGGCAUCGCCGGACGCACUCCGGUGAACGACCCUUCCAGUGCGAAAUCUGCGGUAAGAAUUUCAGCACAAUGAGCUACCUGGUGAUCCAUCGGCGCCGGCACACCUCGGAACGGCCGUACAAAUGUCCGCACACCGAUUGCGUCAAAGCGUUCGUGGACAGCCGUGCCCUGCAGGAGCACAGCCGGUCGGUACAUUCGAAAAUUCGCGUCCCCUGCGAGACCUGCUCGAAAACCUACUCGAGCGUUAGCAAUUUGAUCGUUCAUCGGCGCAUCCACAGCGGUGUCCACCCGUUCGAGUGUGACAUCUGUGGGCGCUCCUUUGCCCAGAAAAAUGCCCUCAAAUACCAUCUCAAACAGCAUGUCAGCAAACAGGAAACGAACACCGAACCGGGGACACAACCCUAA